Pteropus alecto (black flying fox) is the source of this 5533-nucleotide messenger RNA. It is a transcript of the gene GIT2, whose product is annotated as GIT ArfGAP 2. Gene Ontology annotation, molecular function: GTPase activator activity; protein binding. The record is from RefSeq and is a predicted model, not a curated record. Gene Ontology annotation, biological process: brain development; regulation of ARF protein signal transduction. NCBI's taxonomy places the organism in Eukaryota, Metazoa, Chordata, Mammalia, Chiroptera, Pteropodidae. The transcript has 20 exons. Bases 163 to 2442 code for a protein of 759 amino acids.
CCUCCCCGCGCGUGCGUGCUACGCCGCGGCUUCAGGCGCUGAGGGGAGAGGCGCCGCCGCCAGCGCCGCGGUGGGGACCCGUUAGAGCGGAAGCGCUUUUGCCGCCGCCACCGCCUUCGCUGUCCCGGGCCCCACGUACCGGGCAGGUAGGAGGCGGGAGCCAUGUCGAAGCGGCUCCGAAGUAGCGAGGUGUGCGCUGACUGCAGCGGGCCGGAUCCUUCCUGGGCAUCAGUAAAUAGGGGAACUUUUAUAUGUGACGAGUGCUGCAGUGUCCAUCGGAGUCUAGGGCGCCAUAUCUCUCAAGUAAGGCAUCUUAAACACACACCGUGGCCUCCAACAUUGCUUCAGAUGGUUGAAACCUUGUAUAAUAAUGGUGCUAAUUCUAUAUGGGAGCAUUCUUUGCUGGACCCUGCCUCUAUAAUGAGUGGAAGACGUAAAGCUAAUCCACAGGAUAAAGUACAUCCUAAUAAAGCAGAAUUCAUCAGAGCCAAGUAUCAGAUGUUAGCAUUUGUUCAUCGCUUGCCCUGCCGGGAUGAUGAUAGUGUGACUGCCAAAGAUCUUAGUAAGCAACUCCAUUCAAGCGUGAGAACAGGGAAUCUUGAAACCUGUUUGAGGCUGUUAUCUUUAGGAGCACAAGCCAACUUUUUUCACCCCGAAAAAGGAAACACCCCGCUCCAUGUUGCCUCCAAAGCAGGGCAGAUUUUACAGGCAGAAUUAUUGGCAGUAUAUGGAGCAGACCCAGGCACACAAGAUUCCAGUGGGAAAACUCCUGUUGAUUAUGCAAGGCAAGGAGGGCACCAUGAGCUGGCAGAGCGUCUUGUAGAAAUACAGUAUGAGCUGACUGACAGACUAGCCUUCUAUCUCUGUGGCAGGAAACCAGAUCACAAAAAUGGACAGCACUUUAUAAUACCUCAAAUGGCAGAGAGCAGCCUGGAUUUGUCUGAAUUGGCAAAAGCUGCUAAGAAGAAACUUCAAUCUCUAAGUAAUCAUUUGUUUGAAGAACUUGCCAUGGAUGUGUACGAUGAAGUUGACAGGCGAGAGACUGAUGCAGUCUGGCUUGCCACGCAAAACCACAGCACCCUGGUGACUGAGACAACCGUCGUCCCCUUCCUUCCGGUCAAUCCCGAGUAUUCAUCGACACGGAACCAGGGCAGACAGAAAUUAGCUCGGUUUAAUGCCCAUGAAUUUGCCACGCUGGUUAUCGACAUUCUCAGUGAUGCCAAGAGGAGACAGCAGGGCAGUCCUCUCUCUAGUUCAAAAGACAAUGUGGAGCUCAUACUGAAAACAAUCAAUAACCAGCACACUAUUGAGAGUCAAGACAAUGAUCAGCCGGACUAUGACAGCGUGGCAUCAGACGAAGACACAGAUCUGGAAGCCACUGCAAGCAAGGCAAACAGACAGAAGAGCCUAGAUUCAGAUUUAUCAGAUGGACCAGUCACUGUGCAGGAAUUUAUGGAGGUCAAAAACGCCCUAGUGGCUUCUGAGGCCAAGAUACAACAGCUAAUGAAGGUGAAUAACAACUUGAGUGACGAGCUGAGAAUUAUGCAGAAAAAGCUUCAAACACUCCAGAGUGAAAAUUCGAACCUCAGGAAACAGGCCACAACCAAUAUAUAUCAGGUGCAAACUGGUUCUGAGUACACAGAUACUUCCAACCACUCUUCCUUAAAGCGACGUCCAUCUGCCCGGGGCAGUAGGCCCAUGUCCAUGUAUGAGACGGGAUCAGGUCAGAAACCAUAUCUCCCAAUGGGAGAAGUGAACCACCCUGAAGAGAGCAGGACAAGACUCCAGCCUUUCCCUGCACACAUCGGGAGGAGUGCGCUUGUGACCUCCUCUUCAUCUCUGCCUUCCUUCCCCUCUACACUUUCCUGGUCGAGGGAUGAAAGCACCCGAAGGGCAUCCAGGCUGGAGAAGCAGAACAGCACACCUGAAAGUGACUAUGACAACACUCCCAAUGACAUGGACCCAGAUGACAUGGGGUCAAGCAGGAAGGGAAGGCAGAGGAGUAUGGUGUGGCAAGGUGAUGGCUCAGUACCAGAUACGGCAGACCCCCUAAUGCCCCCAAGCCCCAUUCUCCCCAGCACCGAAGACGUCAUCCGGAAAACCGAGCAGAUCACCAAAAACAUACAGGAGCUCUUAAGAGCUGCCCAAGAAAAUAAACACGACAGUUAUAUUCCCUGCUCAGAGAGGAUACAUGUAGCUGUUACAGAAAUGGCAGCAUUGUUCCCCAAAAAACCCAAGUCUGACAUGUUGAGGACUUCCCUUCGCCUACUGACAUCCAGUGCCUACCGACUUCAGUCAGAGUGCAAGAAAACCCUCCCGGGGGACUCAGGUCCGCCCACGGACAUCCAGCUGGUCACACAGCAGGUCAUCCAGUGUGCGUAUGACAUCGCCAAGGCCGCUAAACAGCUGGUCACUAUCACCACCAAAGAGAACAACAACUGAAUAGUAGAGUGCUGGCCCUUCUAUUUUCUAGGCUUUUCAAAGUCCGGUUUCAAAUUUAAACAUGGAACUCAUCCAAUUUUUAUAGAAACAAACAUUUAAUGAAAGUUUAAAACUUUUAAAAAAAAAACUCAGUAUUAUUUUUGCAUGUUUUCUAACAGAUUUUCAACUAUUAAUUUAACCCACUUGCCUUAUUUUUGUGCCUGUUUGCCAGUUUACUUUCUGAUGUUCUAUUGUGCUGUUAGUGACUGUCGAGUUAAUGAUCAUAAACAUCCAAAAGCAUAGCUUCAUUGUUUCAAGUUUGUUAGAAUUCUUCCAGCCCUUUAAACUCCUUGACUAUGGUUAAAACUAUAAAUGAAAUAAUUUUUAGCGAAACAUUUUCUUGAGAGAGUUGGGUUUAAAAAAAAAAAAAAAAAAUGUUUCCUACCAAGCAUUGUGCAAUAAGUGAAUUUUCUACCCUACUGCAAGAAUCUCUAAGUUUGGAAUAUCUCUAAGCAUCUAUGUAGACACAGGAUUUUGCCACUUUCUAAAAAUAGUGUAAUGGUCUCUCUUGAAAGGAAACAGUGAAUUGUUCCAUUUCUUUUAACUGUUCUAUCAUGUCAGAUGUUUUUUAAUUUUUCUAUCUUGAUAUUCUCUUUCUAUUUUACUAUCAUCCUGAAGUCUCUGUGGCAUCACAUAAGCACUCAUCCUCCACGUCGUGUGACAUUUGGCCAUGUCCAGGUAGGCACACCACCACAUUGUCACGCGUAGUCCACUCCUCUUGCCUUAUCACAGGAAACCUGACGUUUCAUUCCAUACGUACAGCAAAGAGGAACAUCAGUCCACAGGCCAUAACUCAUUCUCGACCACUUCGUUCCACUAUCAUUGCCAUAAACCAAGGAAAGAAAGAAUCUACUCCCUGACCUUGUAUUGUACCUCUCAUCCAAAACUCGCUUACUCCUUUAACCACUUAAAGCUUUCUCACACAACCUGCUUCACAUAGCUUGUUUCCUUGAAGGACUUCUUAUAAGGUAAGAUUUAUAUAACCAUCUGAGUUUGUUUCUCCUCCAUUACCUCACUGGUACUUAAAAAUUAGACAUCGACUUUCAAGAAUUCCUUAGAGUGAACUAACUGACUAUUUACUAUCCCAAAGCUAUGAAAGAGUAGAUUUAAGUUCUGGAACAUACUGAGUUUGUUUUCUCAGUUGCUCAAGAGACCUUUCUUGUUCUGAAUGCUAAAACAUAUUCCUGUUCCUGCUUAGUGCAGCAGUUUUUUGUGGGUGUGGCUCAGACCCUGACCUAGACCAGAGGGGCCAGGCAGUAGUGACAAAGAUGAAUGAAGUGAGCCAGGUGCAAAAAUGGGCUUGGGGUUGCCAGAGCUUUCAUUUCUCAAGAGACCCCAGAAAUCUGGAUGUUUUUUGUGCCAUCUGUGUUUCUAAAUGUUGGCGACUGAUGUCAACAUUUUCAAGUACACAUGUGGGAGAGCUGUGUUCUCUAGCCUGCCAGCUCACAGCCUCUGCCCUGGGGCCCUGUAGACUGCAGUGUGAGGGCCUGGCUUCCCUGGCCACACCUGGUUUGGCCUCAGCCUUACCUGGAAUGUGGCCACCCUACCUUGUGUUAAAUUGCUGUUUGUCCUUGUUUUACCCAUAUAUUCUGUCCCAUAGUGCUCAUUUACACAUGUGAAGGAGUCAAAAUAAUCAAAGUUGCCUAAAUACAUGCUAAAUGAGCCUGUAUUUUCACAGAACUGUUUGAUUCACAAUCACCUUUGUAGCUUGACCGUAAGCUGUUAUGAAAGGAGCACCGCGAUGGUGUUUGGUUUACCGAGUCACUGUGUGUGGAUGCUUUUGCCAAGUUUUGCUACACUGAGUAGCAUGGGGAAAGGGUCCACAUCUCCAAAAGACUCAUCCACUUGCUUGUCUGCACAACCCUAAGUGCCAUGCUCCCAUCAGAUGACGAGGGGAUGCCUUCUUGAAGGAUGUCUUCUACUUUUAAGUUCAAGCACCAUCUGCAAGUACUUAGCUGUCACUCCUCUUUUUUGCAAACACCUGCCCUCCUGUUGGCCCAUGUGGGGUCUUCGGGAAAGGCCCAGCAGCCUUGAGUUGGUGUCCUUGGCCUCCUGGGGGGACAGGCUUCUGAAUAACGAGUCAUCUGUAGUGGAUGAAGCAAUGUCUUCACUUGAGUAUUCAAAGUCCUGCGAUGGAGGACACUGUUUCUGUGCCCCUAGAGAAAGUCAGGGAAUGUGGGGACCAACAAAGCAUUUCAACAAUUGUAAGAACACCGCAGAAAUGUGCUCUGUUAACCUACAGUGCCAAAACUCUGGAAAGAAGUUCUCAAGUGGAGUGACGUGCGGUGACAGGAGGGCUGCAAGUCUUCCUUCUCUUUAAGUGCCCUGCACAUUUCCUCAGUCUCAUCUGAGAUCUGGUGUCGGAAGUUCUCUGGUCCUGUUGGCAAAUCGCACCUUGUCUGAACGGUUGUUCACUGCCUUUUGCACAUGGGUUCCAUAGCCUUGCACUAAUGCCUGUGUUCUGUAAUGUCAUUAUUUUGCCCUUUAUUCUCAAAUCCUCCCCCCCGCCCCCAAAGCUGGUAGGACAGAGGUGCACUUUACAAAACUGGCACUUGCUGAAGAGGAGACAGCUCCACCCCUAAGCUCCUUUAACUGAUGUCAUCUUCUGCCUCAAAAUGCAAAUAGUUCUUAUUUGCCAAAGAACACUGAAUUUGGGCCCAAAGAUCGAAUACAGCACUUCAUAUAAUUGGAACUGUAAACGCACAACUCGGGAGCUGUUAUCCAAUUCCUCAAGCAAUUUAAGCUGUAGAAUCAAGAGUGAGACUAGCAUAUGUUUGUCCUCCACAGCAACUGUGAGCUUUCCAAACAAUUUUCGUUCUUUCCUCGUCCCAGUUGAAGGUCACCCUUGUCUUUACAAAGGAAAAUGCUGCAUAGGAAAAAUGAAAUGCCUUGUAUUCAAAUGUUUUAUCCAUGUCACCCAUUAUUCUGUACUUAUUUUUCAUUUUUAUUGUACAUUCUAUUCCUGUAAUUAUUGUACAACCCUUUAAGCAUUGUAAAAUUGUUUUGGAAUUUGUGCCUGCUAGUUAUGCAAUAAACAGGCUCUUUAAGUGUC